ACUAUCUUUCUCUUCUCUAACAGCUUUUACACACACAUACAAACACAUUCUAAGAUCAGAUCAAACCCUAAGAUUAUGUUCUUUUUACCUUAAACCUUAAUCAAUCAAUUAUUGUUCCUUCUCUCUCAAUUCAAUCUUUGUCAUUAAUUUUAAGAUCAUUGGUUAGUUUUUGGAUCAAAAUUUGGGGUUUGAUUUGUGAUUAGGAGGAUUAAGUGAAUAAUAUAGAAAAAUGAUAUCGAAAUCGUAUGCGAAUUUGUUGGAUCUAGCUAAUGGGAAUUUUCCGGCUAUGGAAGAACCUAGAAGGAAGAUGUUACCUAGGACAAUGACUGUACCCGGGGUUCUAACUGAGCUAGAUGAUGAUCAAGCGAAUAGUGUUUCGUCCGAUGCACCUUCUACGGUUUUAGCGGAUAGGUUGAUAGUUGUAGCGAAUCAGUUACCGAUAAAAGCUGUACGUAGGUUAGAUGAAAAGAGUGGUGAGCCGUCGUGGAGUUUUAGUUGGGACGAGAAUUCCUUGUAUUGGCAUAUUAAGGAUGGUUUGCCAGAAGAAAUGGAGGUACUUUAUGUUGGGUCACUUAAGGUGGAUAUUGAUUAUAGUGAACAAGAUGAUGUUUCGCAGAUAUUGCUAGAGCGGUUUAAAUGUGUGCCUGCUUUUUUGCCGCCGGAUGUUUUGGAUAAGUAUUACAAUGGGUUUUGUAAGCAGCAUUUGUGGCCAUUGUUUCAUUAUAGGUUGCCUUUUUCUGCAAGCCAUGGUGGUCGGUUUGAUCGGUCUUUGUGGGAAGCUUAUGUGUCUGCAAACAAGAUAUUCUCGCAGAAGGUGAUUGAGGUGAUAAACCCUGAUGAUGAUUAUGUUUGGAUUCAUGAUUAUCACUUAAUGGUGCUCCCGACAUUCUUGAGGCGGCAUUUUAAUCGGCUGAGGAUGGGGUUUUUCCUUCAUAGUCCUUUUCCGUCCUCGGAGAUUUACAGGACUUUACCUGUGCGAGAGGAGAUCUUGAAGGCGCUGCUAAAUGCUGAUCUUCUUGGGUUUCAUACAUUUGACUAUGCUCGCCAUUUUCUUUCUUGCUGUAGUAGGAUGCUUGGUUUGGAGUACCAAUCGAAAAGAGGGUACAUUGGGUUGGAAUACUAUGGGAGGACUAUUGGGAUAAAGAUUAUGCCGAGUGGGAUCCAUAUGGGUCAGAUGGAAUCUGUUUUGAGGCAAUCAGAUAAACUGUCGAAGGUGCGAGAGCUUGAACAAAAAUAUGAAGGGAAAACUGUCCUAAUUGGUGUUGAUGAUCUGGAUACGUUUAAGGGAGUAAAUUUGAAGGUUUUAGCAAUGGAACAGAUGCUCAAGACGCAUCGCAGAUGGAUUGGCAAUGCAGUCUUGGUGCAAAUCUUGAAUCCUGCUCGUGGAAAAGGGCGACAUGUGGAGGAGAUAGAAGCCGAGAUACGAUCAAGCUCUGAAAGAAUCAAUCAAGAACUGGGAACUCCGGGCUACACACCUAUUGUGCUUAUUGAUAGACCACUUACAUUAACCGAAAAAGCGGCAUAUUACACCAUUUCUGAGGCUGCACUUGUCACAGCUAUAAGAGACGGGAUGAAUCUUACUCCAUAUGAGUAUGUUGUGUGCAGACAAGGGAUUUCAGGAUCCGAUGCUUCAAAUUCUCCCCAAAAGAGCAUGCUAGUGGUCUCAGAAUUCGUUGGCUGUUCACCUUCUUUAAGUGGUGCCAUACGGGUCAACCCAUGGAAUGUGGAGGCAACAGCAGAAGCCUUGUACGAGGCUAUUUCUAUUUCAGAUUUUGAAAAGCAGAUGCGUCAUGAGAAGCACUACAAAUAUGUCAGCAGACAUGAUGUGGCUUAUUGGUCCCGUAGCUUCUAUCAAGAUUUAGAGAGAACGUGUGCUGACCAUUUCAGGCGCCGAUGUUGGGGUAUAGGAUUGAGCUUUGGAUUUAGAGUUGUUGCUCUUGACCCCAUGUUCAGAAAGCUGUCCAGCGAUUCCAUCAUGGAUGCUUAUGGACGUGCUCAGAACAGGGCUAUCUUGUUGGACUAUGAUGGCACCGUCAUGCCACAAUCAUCUAUUGAUAAAAGUCCAAGUAAAGAGGUGAUGUCCAUUAUCAGCAGACUGUGCAAUGAUCCUAAUAAUACGGUGUUUGUUGUCAGUGGACGAGGUAAAGAAGAUCUUGCUAAAUGGUUCGCCCCUUGUGAGAAACUAGGAAUCGCAGCCGAACAUGGUUACUUUAUGAGGUGGCCGUGUGAUAAAGAAUGGGAAACAUAUGCCCAAGGUUCUCAUUUUGGAUGGAUGCAGAUGGCAGAGCCGGUAAUGAAAUUAUAUACAGAAUCCACCGAUGGUUCUUAUAUCGAACGGAAAGAAAGCGCAUUGGUUUGGCACUUCCAGGAUGCUGAUCCAAGUUUUGGCUCCGCACAAGCGAAGGAAAUGUUGGACCAUCUUGAAAGUGUGCUUGCUAAUGAACCCGUUGUUGUAAAAAGUGGUCAGUACAUCGUUGAAGUCAAACCACAGGGUGUGACUAAAGGUUUAGUUGCAGAGAAGAUCUUUGCAUUAAUGUUUAAGAACGAAAGACGGGCUGAUUUUGUACUUUGUGUUGGAGAUGAUAGAAGCGAUGAAGACAUGUUUGUGAUGAUCGGUGAUUCAAUAAAGGCAGGUGUAAUCUCCCACAAUAAAUCAGUAUUUGCUUGCACGGUUGGUCAAAAACCAAGCAGAGCGGAGUACUAUUUGGAUGACACAGUAGAAGUCAUAAACAUGCUUGAGAAUCUUGGAGAUAUAUCAGGUUCAGAUUAUUCUGAAGAAGAAGAUUUGGGGAGCUCGUCUUGAGCUUUCGUCAAAGCUCAUUUCUCUGCUUUGUUUGUUGACGUUUCUCCGUCAAUACACAAAGCAGAGUUUGUACAUUCUGAUCCAGCAAGCAAGGGGUAAAGAAGGCCUUUCUUUUUCGUUCGAUUAUUUUUUUGGAUAGGUUACAUGUGGAGUUUUUUUUUGUUCUUUCUUUUAUUGGAAACAUUGGAAGAUUGAUUAAAAAGGGGGGCAAUUGUUGGUACAUUGUGGACAUAGGCAGCCAGGGAUUUUGCCUUGCUGAAAAAAAGGUGAUUGUUUUUCUUUGUUUCUGUCUCUGAAUGAACAGAUAUUGAACUCUUGAAUUGAUGUAAAUCUUGAUAGAGUUUUUGCCUUGCUUUAUUUAUUUCAUAAA
Erigeron canadensis is the source of this 3173-nucleotide messenger RNA. RefSeq names its product probable alpha,alpha-trehalose-phosphate synthase [UDP-forming] 7. Lineage: Eukaryota; Viridiplantae; Streptophyta; Magnoliopsida; Asterales; Asteraceae. Gene Ontology annotation, cellular component: cytosol. Gene Ontology annotation, molecular function: catalytic activity. The record is from RefSeq and is a predicted model, not a curated record. Gene Ontology annotation, biological process: trehalose biosynthetic process. The transcript is spliced from 4 exons. The coding region runs from base 230 to 2803 and encodes 857 amino acids.